UCUGUAUUAGAGGAAGCAAAACGAAGUACGACAAAGAACGACUACUAUACCACAAUGUGCCAACACAACUCACCCGCCACGCUUGUUGUGGCCGCCAAGCCUCUCAAGAUCAAAAAGCCGGUACCUACGAAGCCAUGCAUCGAUAUCCCGUGCGGUCCGAACUGGUGCGGCUUUCAGAUCCCCCUUCCCACUCCAUUGUGUCAAGCUGACACAGUCGUAGUGACUGCGAGUUUUGCUGCAUUCCAUGUACCGUCAUGUGAGGGACGGCACCUUAGACUGAAUGGCGGAGGACUACAGGAAGUGAAUGCGGUUCAGCGGCACGAACUGAUUUUGGGUACACCAUGACAGCUGAUUGAGGUGUCUCGGAUCACGAAUCACGAUUGAUGCAUGUCUGCUGAAUUUCCCUUACCGUGCAGCGUUGUGCUACUGCUGGUCAUAGGCCGCAAACCCUACCUCAUGUACCUGUACUCGCGAGGAUUGAUGACUACCAGCGUGACACAUCAGCUCUGCGGAGAGAUCGUGGCGUCUCCCAUUUGACUUUGUUGC
Baudoinia panamericana UAMH 10762 is the source of this 546-nucleotide messenger RNA. RefSeq lists its product as uncharacterized. The record is from RefSeq and is a predicted model, not a curated record. The transcript has a single exon. Lineage: Eukaryota; Fungi; Ascomycota; Dothideomycetes; Mycosphaerellales; Teratosphaeriaceae. The coding region runs from base 55 to 345 and encodes 96 amino acids.